GUUGAUGUAAACUAAGGACUAGGAUAAGUACAAGGCAACAGUUACCAAAUCAUUCUCGUGAACUUUUCAGACGUCCCGAGAUGAUCCAGAUCCGAAUAACAACACGAAUUGACACUGCACGCUCCUCAGAGACAAAAGUGACUCAGUGAAUAAUAGGUCGACGCGUGGAGUGAAAUCUUGUCAUUGUUAUAUACCUCUCCUGGAAAAAAAACCUAACUAUGGUUUUGAUAGACUUGGAGAUGGUGUUAGUGCUGUGCUUGAGUGUGCUGCUGGCGGUUGUGGAUACGGGAGAAACCUGGCGAGUCAAAACUAGAGCUUGCCCGCAAGGAUGCAACUCUUGCUCCCUGUUCAACGGCUGCAUCACCUGCAAGCCUCGCUACUUGCUUCUCCUGCACCGUAGCGGGAUGAAGCAGGUUGGUUACUGCAGGAGGACCUGUCCGCUUGGCUACUAUGCUAGCCGGGGAGGCGACAUCAACAGGUGUUCCAAAUGUCAGGUGGAAAACUGUGAAGACUGUUUCGCGCGGAACUUCUGCGUCAGAUGCCAGUCUCCGUACUACGCGCAUGAAGGCAAAUGCUUCACAGUUUGCCCAGAGGGAACGUGGGGCGACAGGAAAAGCGGUGAUUGCCUCGAAACAGUUCAUUGCGAGGUAUCGGAAUGGGGAAGCUGGAGCACGUGCCGCAAGAACGGCGCGGACUGCGGCUACAAGUGGGGUGAGGAGACCCGUAUGCGAGGCAUCAUGACCCAAGCAACACCGGGAGGAAAAGCCUGCCCGGAACUCACCGAGACGAGAAAGUGUCGUAUACUGCAAAGAAACUGCCCAGUUGAUUGUGGAGUGUCCGAAUGGAGCAGUUGGAGUCCAUGCAGUAAGGACAGCGCCGAUUGCGGCUAUAAAUGGGGCGAGGAGACCCGCGUCAGGCAUGUUUCUACCCCACCCUCAAACGACGGAAAGAUGUGCCCGGACCUUACGGAGACAAGAGAGUGCCGCAUGCUGCAGAGACACUGCUCAGAUGAUGAAGCCGACACAGAAACAGGUAAAAAGAAAGGAAGGAAAAAUCGAAGGAAUAACAGAAGAAGGAAAAAUAGGAGGCGGGACCGACCCCGAAAAUCGCGCACGCACAGUAGCACUCAAACGCAAGGGGAAGGAGAAGACGUCAUUACCACAGAAAGAACUAGACUUCGGUCGAGAACCGAGGACCCCGGGGUACAAUCCCGAGAGAUCUCACGAGAUUUACCGACCGAUCUGCUUUCCAUUUGAUGCAGUGAGGAUUCGUCAGCGAUUUAAUGGAUGGAAAGGACUCAAGAGGGCGCUGUUGUUGAAAACGAUGGCCGCAGGAGAAAAAGUGUUUUGUGGACACAAGAUCGUGGACACCACAGAGAAAAGAAAAGCGAGGAUUCAAAAGCUUCGGGAGUUUUUGGCUCGAAUGACAACUGGGCAAGUCUUGUGGAGAUCCCCCUACCACGUUUCAGUGUUCUUGUUGGAUUGACCUGGGGUCAAGUGGCUGUUACUGUUUCCCUUCCAGCUGUGUAAAUGAAUAAAUGAUUACGCGAACCAGCUAAAAAUCAUGGCUUGCAUUAUUCAUCAGGUUGUGUCAUUGUACGAGACCCUUUUAGGACAUGUUUCCUGUUUGAAAAAUUGUCCUUCGUGCGUCUGAAUUUCAGAUGCUUGAAUUGUUAUCCGUAGAGGACGCGUCUUCGCGCGUCUUCUACCGUUACAUCUGUAGAUAAGGUUGCCUAAAAAGCAUGAUUUAAGUAAAUAUCUCUGAUAUGCUCAUUAACAAAUCAGUUAUUGAAUGCUCUACAUUAAAUACGGUCACUGAAUUUAAUGUAGUAAACAAAACACAAAAGAACUGAACAAUUCGCUACGUAAAUACGUAUCUUUGGCGCUUUCUCCCGCCCAAAUAUUGAAACUGACCAAUAUUCACGAUUUCUUCUGGCACGUUUGGCUUCGACCAAAUCAGAAACCGGAAGUAUAGCCAGGAGACUGAGUUGUUAAUAUUAUUUUUGUUCCUGGCCGUUGGGGGCGCUGUACACACCUGACAACGUAGAAAUUACGCUUUAACGAUCGAGGAGAUAUUUAGUAAUUGUUGACCGAAUAAACGGGCACUAGCGAAAUGCCAUUCUCGCGCAAUUUCCAAGCGAAACUGAUGCGAGCCACGAUUUUUGUUUAAGACCACAAGAACACAAGUGUGUUAAAGAAAAUAAACUGGUAACGAACCGGCGGUGCCCUGUUGAAAAAACAAAGGCAUGGAAUGUCUGUGGCUUACUGUUCGCCCUCAUGUUUAAGCAUUGAUGAUCUUCUGUUGAUAAGUAAUAUCUGACUAAAUAAUUGCUUGAAUAUGCUCAGUAUUUAUUUGAAAUGAACUGAAAACUAAAUUGAAAUUAUUUUGUUUCACAUAUUAAAAGCGUCUUGUACAUUUUACUUUAAUCGUGUAUAUUAAUAAAAUGCAAUAUUUUCUUGGAAAGUGACAAGA
Molecule: messenger RNA, 2472 nt
Organism: Patiria miniata (bat star)
Lineage: Eukaryota; Metazoa; Echinodermata; Asteroidea; Valvatida; Asterinidae
Product: R-spondin-4-like
Exons: 6
Coding region: 219-1256 (345 amino acids)
Source: RefSeq, a predicted model, not a curated record